AUGUCGAUUGCAGCUGAUGGCAUAUACGCCGCCUUGCCUACGACGACCAGAGGGCAACCCACCCCGCUGUCCGCAGACUCAAAGGGCGAACGAAUAGCCUACGCCUCAAAUAAGUCAAUAUUCCUGAGGUCGAUCGAUAAUCCCGCCAUAUCUACUCAGUAUACGCAACACACAGCUUCAACUACUGUUGCCAGAUUUGCGCCGUCCGGCUUCUACUGCGCUUCAGGCGAUGCUUCGGGAAUCGUCAGAGUAUGGGACUGUUCACCUAAUGGUUCAGGAGCCACAAAAGGGGAAUAUGCCAUCAUUGCUGGAAGGAUCAAUGAUCUUGCGUGGGAUGGGGACAGUCAACGUAUAAUAGCUGUUGGCGAUGGGAAACAACGUUACGGACAUUGUGUGACUGCCGAUUCGGGCAAUACGGUAGGAGAAAUCAGUGGGCACUCUGCGCAGGUCAACGCGGUCAGCAUCCGACAGCAACGGCCGUUGAGAGCAGCAACAGGUGGCGACGACAAGAAUUUGGUUUUUUAUCAUGGAGCACCGUUCAAAUUCAACGACAUCCCAGGCAGAGGUAAUCAUACUAACUUCAUCUACGGGGUCGCUUUCUCACCAGACGGAAGUCAUCUGGUCAGCGUGGGUGGUGAUAAGAAGAUCUAUUUGUACGAUGGCAAGACGGGAGAGGUCAAAACAGAGAUCGUCGAUAGCUCAGACGGCCACAAGGGCAGCAUCUUCGGCGUUUCAUGGUCCAAGGACUCGAAGAAUUUCGUCACCUGCUCAGGCGACCGUACCGUCAAGACUUGGGAUGUGGAGGCUGGGAGAGUUACACAAACAUGGACCUUCGGCGACGGCGUUGCUAUUCCAGAUCAGCAGGUUGGUGUGGUAUGGCCUCCAGGAAGGGCAGAUGGCUUGAUCAUCUCCCUAUCGCUCAGCGGAGAUCUCAACUACCUGAACACAAGUUCGAAUAAACCGACAAAGGUUCUGUCCGGGCACCAGAAGAACAUCACAGCACUCACCUCUUUAGGCGACACUGGAGGUGAAACCUUGUGGACGGGAAGUUACGAAGGUCGUCUCUGUGCCUGGGAGCCUGCGAACGGGACCGCGGAAACUAUCGAAGGUGAUGGGCAUACCAAUAUUAUAUCUGGGCUUGCAGCAACAUCCACUGGCAAGCACCCUCAGGUUUUCUCAGUAGGCUGGGACGACUCGCUCAGGACUGUCGAUGCUGGCGCAAAGACCUUUACUGGGAAGGCAACCCCGCUGUCUUCCCAACCGAAGGCCUUGACCUGCACGUCGGACUCUCUGGUCGUUGUUGCUCAACUUGAAAGCGUCAUUGUGUACCGAGACGGCGAAGAAGACGGAGAACUUCCACUCAAGUCAACACCAACAUCCCUCUCAUCCUCAGGAAGUACCGUCGCCAUCGGUUCGGAGGACUCAAGCUUGCGGCUGUUCUCUGUAACACCUGGAAAGGCACCAAAACAGACCGCGGUCGUGGAAAAAGUCUCGGCCACUCCUUUAACGGCCAUAUCGUUCUCUCAAGAUGGUUCCAUGGUCGCUGCAGGCACAGCAGCUGGCAAGAUCUAUGUUUAUAAGAUCAGCAGCGGAGUUACAGGUCUAGUGACAGGCACGGCAAGCCUUGAUCUUGUGACAGACCGUUGGAGUGCUCACACUGGAAAAAUAACAAGUAUCGCGUGGAAUCCAGAAGGCACCGGAGCUGUUUCAGGGAGCCUGGACACCAAUAUAUUCGCUUGGAGCCUCAAAGAGCCAGGGAAACGAGUAAAGGAGACCAAUGCUCACAAGGAGGGGGUGAAUGGUCUUGUUUGGCUGGGUGAUACAGUUUACAGCACUGGCGCCGAUGCAACAGUGAAGAAAUGGAAGGUCAAGAUAGCUUAG
This is a messenger RNA of Exophiala spinifera, 1881 nucleotides long. RefSeq lists its product as uncharacterized. The coding region runs from base 1 to 1881 and encodes 626 amino acids. Gene Ontology annotation, biological process: actin filament depolymerization; positive regulation of actin filament depolymerization. NCBI's taxonomy places the organism in Eukaryota, Fungi, Ascomycota, Eurotiomycetes, Chaetothyriales, Herpotrichiellaceae. Gene Ontology annotation, molecular function: actin filament binding. The record is from RefSeq and is a predicted model, not a curated record. The transcript is spliced from 2 exons. Gene Ontology annotation, cellular component: cortical actin cytoskeleton.